AUGUCUUCCUCAAGCACUGUCCUCAUCACAGGAACCAAAGCUGGCAUUGGCAAAGCACUCCUCGAGACUUUUGCCGCAAGACCAAACCACACCGUUAUUGCAGCUAUCCGUGACGCAGUGGACUCCUCCCCUGCCAAAUCACUCGCAGCCACAGCAGUAGGGACUGGAAGCAAGAUCAUCGUCGCCCAAUAUGACGCCGGGUUCGAGACUGCUGCCGAACAGCUCAUCUCGCACUUGAAGUCCAACUACAACAUUCAGUCUCUGGACAUCGUCAUCGCUAAUGCUGGAAUCCUGAGGCACUCGAAGCUUGUCAAAGACAGUGCGGCAGAAGACUUCGUCGAGCACUUCCGUAUCAACACAGUGGGCCCGAUUUUGCUUUACAAGGCGACCACCAAUCUGCUGAAUGCUUCCAAGCAGACCCCGAAGUUCUUCAUCAUUUCAUCCACUCUCGGCUCAAACGCUAAGAUGGACGGUUAUCCGAUGCCACUCUCUGCAUACGGCGUUUCGAAGGCGGCUGCCAACUGGAUCGCAGGCAAAAUUCACCGCGAGGAAGAGAGGGUGGUGGUAGUCCCCAUACAGCCUGGUUGGGUUCAGACUUCGAUGGGAGAGCGGGCGGCGGAGGUCGCUGGUAUGUCGGCAAGCGAUGUGCCUGUCACGAUCAAAGACAGCGUCCAAGGCAUUGUCAACGUGGUCGACAAGGCGACAAAGGCAGAUCACAGUGGCAGAUUCUGGGACCAGGAAGGCAACGAGCUGCCAUGGUGA
This is a messenger RNA of Zasmidium cellare ATCC 36951, 762 nucleotides long. RefSeq lists its product as uncharacterized. Lineage: Eukaryota; Fungi; Ascomycota; Dothideomycetes; Mycosphaerellales; Mycosphaerellaceae. The record is from RefSeq and is a predicted model, not a curated record. Gene Ontology annotation, molecular function: oxidoreductase activity, acting on the CH-OH group of donors, NAD or NADP as acceptor. The transcript has a single exon. The coding region runs from base 1 to 762 and encodes 253 amino acids.